Molecule: messenger RNA, 904 nt
Organism: Hippocampus comes (tiger tail seahorse)
Lineage: Eukaryota; Metazoa; Chordata; Actinopteri; Syngnathiformes; Syngnathidae
Gene: rrp7a
Product: ribosomal RNA processing 7 homolog A
Exons: 7
Coding region: 46-882 (278 amino acids)
Biological process (GO): rRNA processing; ribosomal small subunit assembly
Cellular component (GO): UTP-C complex; CURI complex
Molecular function (GO): RNA binding
Source: RefSeq, a predicted model, not a curated record
GUGAUCCAGUUUGGUUUUACUUCCCGUGUGAAAGGUCACAACAAGAUGGCUCCGUCCGGGUGCAGCCAUGCCAACAACAAGGCUUGUGUUAUUCCUGGAGGAUUUACAGCGUUGUCCUUGAAGUUUAACUCGGACACGAACUCUGAACACAAGAUGUAUGUGAAGGAGCACAAAGUUCGGGCGGAGAAAAGUUCCCACCGACCGCUCGACAGGACGUUGUUUGUUCUCAACAUACCACCAUACUGCUCAGAGGAUGUCGUCAAGGAAUUGUUCUCACAGUUUGGCACUGUUAGGUCCGUGGAGUUGAGUGACCACCCGGGCUCACUCCUCCAGUCUGGGCCUAAACUAUCAAGAUUCUUCAAACCGGCUGAAAAACAGGCUUUCAAGGUUGGUUACGUCGUGUUCGAUCGCCCCUCCAGUAUUGCAGCAGCAAAAUCACACCCCCACAAUUUGCCUUUGGUGGUCUGCUCAACAAAGCGUACGGUUCAGACUGGUGUACAAAAAUGGAUUAAACAGUACAAAGACUCCUUUGUUCAGCCGGACACACUGCAAAAUGUAGUCGAUGAGUUCAUGAAGAACUUUGACAAGAUGAAAGAAGAAGAAGAGGAACGCCUGAAGCAGGAGGAGGAGCAACAAAAAGAGGAUGAGGAGGGCUGGGUCAAAGUCAGCAGGGGCAAGGCUCGUCCCCACAGCGAGGCUGCCAACCGAAAGACUCUGCAAAAAGAGAUGAGGAAGAAAAAGAGGAAGGAGCUCUUGAACUUCUACUCUUGGCAGCAUAAAAACACCCAGAAAGAACAUAUUGCUGAACUCAGGAAAAAGUUUGAGGAGGACAAACAAAGAAUAGCCCUCCUCAGGGCCCAAAGAAAGUUCAGACCAUAUUAAAGCAACAACCAUUGUAAAUGUA